This is a messenger RNA of Rhizophagus irregularis DAOM 181602=DAOM 197198, 2127 nucleotides long. NCBI's taxonomy places the organism in Eukaryota, Fungi, Glomeromycota, Glomeromycetes, Glomerales, Glomeraceae. The record is from RefSeq and is a predicted model, not a curated record.
AUGACUGAAUUUAAAAUGACUGAUAAUUCAAAUGAGUGGAUUAAUUGGAUUGAAGAAUCUGUUGCGAAAAAACAAAUUAAAUAUUAUGACUAUAAUCAUUUUAAUGAUAUACAAGAAAUUGGUUUUGGAAGUUUUGGAAAAGUCUAUCGUGCGAAUUGGAAAAGUUCUCAUAGUUAUUUAGCAUUGAAAUCUUUUUUUAAUUUCAAUGUCACGGCUAAAGAAGUUGUUAAUGAACUUAAACUUCAGCAUGAAAUUGAUUUUCAUGAAAAUAUAAUUCGCUUUUAUGGAAUUACAACGGAAAAUCAAAGCAACAUAGAAAAAAAAUAUUUUUUAGUGAUGGAAUAUGCCAAUAAUGGUACCCUUCGAAACUAUUUAAAUAGAUAUUUUAAAAAUCUUACUUGGAAUGACAAAUUAAAUCUAGCAUUUCAGUUAGCUAAUGCUAUAUCAUUCUUGCAUGAUGAAGGGAUUAUACAUCGUGAUUUGCACUCCAAUAACGUAUUAGUUCAUAAGGAUACCAUUAAAUUAGCUGAUUUUGGAUUAUCAAAAAGGAUUGAUGAAUCAUCCAAUAUUCAACCAAAAUUAUUUGGAAUGAUUACUUACAUUGAUCCACAAGUAUUUAAUAGAAAAAGAGAUAGCAAUAACCAAAUACAAUUAUAUUCGUUAAAUAAAAAGAGCGAUGUUUACAGUAUUGGCAUACUCUUAUGGGAAAUAUCUAGUGGUCGGCCACCUUUUUGCAAUGAACCAUGUGAUGUUGGUUUGGCUAUGGAAAUAUUACAUGGUCUUAGAGAGAAACCCAUUCCCAAUACACCCGAAGAUUAUAUAAAGAUAUAUACUGAUUGCUGGAAUAAUGAACCAGAUAAUCGUCCAAAUAUCAACCAAGUUGUUGCAAAAUUAGAUGCAAUUAUUUUAAAAGGAGACAUCGAAUUAUUAUCAAAUGAACAGCAGAAUAUUGUUGAAACUCCUAUAAAUAUUAAUAAUAAUUCAUUACAUGGAGAAAUGUCUCAACUUAUUCAAAAUUUUAAUAAUAUGAAUACAGAAGAAAUGGAUACUUCAAUAUCAUCAGAGAAUAAUUUUGAUAUUAUGAUUAAUGAAAUAAUUCUUCUUCUUGGAAAUACAGAAAUGGAAAGGAAAAAACAUGAAAUUGUUAAUUAUCUCAAUAAUCAUAAUAUAACUUCACAAAAAAUUUAUAAUUGGUUAUUGAAUAAUCAGAAUAACUCAAAUUCUGUUUUUUUACUUGGAAUAUUUAAUCAUUUUGGAAUUGAAAUUAAUGUUGAUGAACAAAAAGCAUUUGAAUUAUAUCAAAAUGCAGCAAAUUCAGAAAAUACAUCUGGAAUAAUUAGUUUAGGAUACUGUUAUAGCCAGGGAGUUGGAACCAAUGUUGAUAAACAAAAAGCAUUUGAAUUAUUUCAAAAGGCUGCAAAUUUAGGAAAUGCAUGUGGAGUACAUAAUUUAGGAUAUUGUUAUGAAAAUGGAGUUGGAACCAGUAUUGAUAAACAAAAAGCAUUUGAAUUAUAUCAAAAGGUAGCAAAUUCAGAAAAUACACCUGGAAUAGUUAGUUUAGGACACUGUUAUAAAAAGGGAAUUGGAACCAAUGUUGAUGAACAAAAGGCAUUUGAAUUAUAUCAAAAGGCAGCAAAUUUAGGAAAUGCACGUGGAAUGAAUAAUUUGGGAACUUGUUAUUAUCUUGGAACUGGAACUAGUAUUGACUAUCAAAAGGCAUUUGAAUUAUAUCAAAAGGCUGCAAAUUUAGGAAAUGCACAUGGAGUAUGUAAUCUAGGAUAUUCUUAUGAAAAAGGAAUUGGAACUAGUAUUAACAAUCAAAAGGCAUUUGAACUAUAUCAAAAGGCUGCAAAUUUAGGAAAUGCACGUGGAGUAUGUAAUCUAGGAUAUUUUUAUGAAAAAGGAAUUGGAACUAGUAUUGACAAUCAAAAAGCAUUUGAACUAUAUCAAAAAUCUGCAAAUUUAGGAAAUUCUGAUGCUCAAUAUAAUCUUGCUAUUAUGUAUGAAAAUGGAAAUGGAGUUAAUGGAGUUGAACAGAACAUAAAUCAAGCAAUUUAUUGGUAUACAAAGUCUGCUGAACAAGGAUGUCAAGAAGCUCAAAAUCAAUUAAAUAAAUUAAUCAAUUAA